Molecule: messenger RNA, 1145 nt
Organism: Cynoglossus semilaevis (tongue sole)
Lineage: Eukaryota; Metazoa; Chordata; Actinopteri; Pleuronectiformes; Cynoglossidae
Gene: rpusd1
Product: RNA pseudouridine synthase domain containing 1
Exons: 6
Coding region: 213-1145 (310 amino acids)
Biological process (GO): enzyme-directed rRNA pseudouridine synthesis
Molecular function (GO): pseudouridine synthase activity; RNA binding
Source: RefSeq, a predicted model, not a curated record
UGACUUUAUUUACUUCAUGUACAUUAUUAUGUAUAAAACAUUUUUAUCGUCGUAAUGUUAAUUAUCGGAUGUUUUAGUGAGAACAGAGCAAAACCGGAACUGGACAACAUGCGUAUGUGCUUUAGGAGGCAGCCAUGACUUUUAGUUGUUGUUAUCGCCAUGAUUGUCUUAAAAAAUGACUGCAUGAGCUGUCUAGUCCAUUCCAGGGCAGGAUGACCACAGAGCCUGCUCACCUAGAGAUGCUGCAGGUGCUGUACCACAGCGAUGAUUUCAUUGUGGUGGACAAACACUGGGACAUCCGCAUUGACAGCAAAAUGUUUUACGAAAAACACACGGUGCAGGCCCAACUCCGGCAUCGCUUCCCUCAGCUGGCAGAUCCUAGCACCUACUAUGGAUUCAGGUUCUGUCAUCAGCUGGACUUCUCCACCAGCGGAGCUCUGUGUGUAGCAUUGAAUAAGGCAGCCGCAGGUCGAGCCUUUCGCUGCUUCAAGGAUCGAACUGUCACCAAAGCCUACCUCGCCCUGAUUCGUGGCUCGGUUGAAAAACAGAAACAAACUCUGGACUUCUCUAUUGGCAAGAACUCCUCGGAGGGAAAAACACAUAUGAUGUGCAUCGAGGGAACAGAAGGCUGUGAAAACCCUAAGCCUUGCCAAACUGAGCUGACAGUGUUGGAGUACGGGCUGUAUGAUGGAGAUCCUGUCACCAAGGUGCUGCUGCAGCCACUUACUGGCAGAACUCAUCAGCUAAGAGUCCAUUGCGGUGCCAUAGGUCACGCCAUCGUUGGUGACUUCACAUACAGCUCAGGAGCAGACGACGCCCCCUACAGAAUGAUGCUGCACGCUCACCUCCUCCACAUUCCCUUAGAACCUCAGCCCCUGCUGGUCUCUGCUGGAGACCCUUUUAUCCCCACAGUGGAUCCAAAAUGGAUUCCACAGCGCUCGGUGAGGACAGUGACGGCCACUGUGAAGGCCCUGCUGGAGCGCAGGUUGGAAGAAGACAGGAAGAUGAAAGAGGAGGCAGAAGUGAGGGCCCGGAGGGAGAAAGAGGAGGAGAUGGAGCGAAAGAAUAAACAGAGGACUGAGGAGGAGAGUGAGGAGCACAGGAGGCUGUGUCAUCAGUGGCUGAGUGAUUGGGCUGCAGAAUGA